Messenger RNA from Daktulosphaira vitifoliae (grape phylloxera), 3770 nucleotides. It is a transcript of the gene Dhit, whose product is annotated as regulator of G-protein signaling 17. Bases 850 to 1689 code for a protein of 279 amino acids. Lineage: Eukaryota; Metazoa; Arthropoda; Insecta; Hemiptera; Phylloxeridae. The record is from RefSeq and is a predicted model, not a curated record. The transcript is spliced from 9 exons.
GCGGCAAGGUCCCUCUAGUCGGGCUAAUCCGUCGUCUGUGUGAGUGCGUGCGCGCGUAUGUGUGUGUGCAACGCGGCGUCAGGUCAACCGGAGAAGUGCGUGCUCCCGUAAGCCCCCGCCGCCACUGCCGUGUCGUCAUCGCCGUCAGUCCUGAGCGUCUCGGUUCCCGUCGUGUCGUGUGUAUGGUGAACCGCGGCCGCGCGCGUGUUAGUUUGGCGAACCGUCGUCGAAAGAACACCGCUGAAUCCUGAACAUUGAACGGUAUACGUUAAAAAUAAUAACACCGCCGCGACAACAACAACAAACACUGUGUGGUGUAGUACGAUUAGGAUGCGACCACCGUCGGCGGAUCGCUCUCCGUUCGCUGCUGUCGCAGACGUCGUUCGAUCGUCGACCGUCGUAUAGCGAGUGUGCGUGUUGGUUGGCGGCGCGCGCGCGCGGUUACGCGGUACGUUCUACGGCAGUGCCUAGGAACCGUGUCACCGUCGGUCGCUCGUCCGUAUUUGUCUGGGAUCUCGACCACCGACCAGGACUGCAGCAAGAGCAGCAGCGGCCGCGCCGGAGGCACCGACGGUAAAGCCAGGGGUAAAAGGGACGUGAGAGGCCGGUCCUCGACGAUGCCAUUCGGUCGGUCGUCCGGCUGUACAUUCGCGAACGUCUGGAGCCGAAGCAUAGCCAAUACCGCGGACCGCACUAGAGCGAAUGAGUGCCACUUAUGGAGUGUAAUCGGACUGCUGAGCCGAACCGUCGAAACGACCGGACCGUGUUUGGCGCGUACGCGGCACGUCAUGUACCUGAAAUCAGUUGACAAUCCUAUUUGAAUGACCCACCUCAGAGGUGUCACAAGAGAUGAGUGUGCUUGUGCCGAUUGAGAGGGGUGAUCCGGUAGGGUCGCAAGGUGGAUCUCCACCGUGCACGGCCAGGCACAGGUUCACUCCGCCUGGCAAUCCCAGCACGCCUACUACGCCACUGCCUGUUCCACCAGACGUUGCUGAACCGAAUGCGGUCAUAGAACCGCAAGUGCCGGUCACGCACAAACACCCAUGCAUAUCUUGCUGGUGUUGUUGUUGCGGAUGCUCUUGUGUUAUUUUGCAUGCGUACAGGAGUAGGAUAUGCAAACUAUGGGAUCGUUUUUGUUUCCCACUAAAAGGACAUCACCCAAAGGCAACAAAUGGAAACGGAUCAUCCGGUAGUAUAAUCGAAAAUCCCGUAGAGCUAAGGCCUCCAUUAGAAGAAAUUCGAAGUUGGAGCAAAUCAUUUGAUAGACUCUUAAAAUGCCCAGCGGGCAAAAAAAUUUUCCGAGAUUUCUUGCGAUGUGAAUAUAGCGAAGAAAACAUACUGUUUUGGAUGGCUGUGGAGGAGCUUAAAAAAGAAUCUAAUCCAGACGUAAUCGAGGAAAAAGCUCGGUUUAUCUACGAAGAUUACAUUUCGAUUUUAUCUCCCAAAGAGGUCAGUCUAGACUCUCGUGUUCGUGACAUAGUUAACAAGAAUAUCAAUCAACCAACGGCUCAUAUGUUCGAUGAAGCUCAGCUACAAAUUUACACGCUUAUGCACAGAGAUUCUUAUCCUAGAUUUAUAAAUUCAACGCAGUACAAAAAAUUAGCCAAAACUGAAAAUGGAGCUACUGGUAACGCUCUAAAUAGUGGCCAGCAAACCCCAACCAAACGAAAACAGAGCAAUAUACAAUAAAUGGUCACAUUUAUUUCAGGACAAUAAACGCGGAAUCUCAUCCUUUUGUGAAAAGUUUAUAAAUCUGUUUCAUGAACGACAGUGGUUUUGUGCAAGGUCAUCCAGAUUAGGUGUAAGCGAAAAUCUUGACGGGUUGGCUAUUAAUUAAUUGUUUGGCCAAAUCGAGACCAAGGUCCUUUAGCAGUCUUCUUUUCCAAAUACACAUGGCAUCUAAAGAUAAGUUAAGCGAUUCACGAAAAUGAUAAAAAAUAUCGUGUUUAAGACUUUGUAAACUUUAAAUAAACAUAUAAAUCAAGUAAUAAUAAAUCAGUCGCUGCAUUGUGUAUAAAAAAUAAACGUAAAAAUGAUGUACAUAAAUAUUGUACGUACUGUUAAAAUUUGAAAUUAAUCGAAAGAUGUUUUGCAGCGAUUAUUUUUUGUCUUGGGUGUUCAAGCCUGCGUUUGGACCCAUGUAUUUGGGACCAGAAUUGAUAUGAUUUUCGUAGAUUUACAUUAUUAUACAUGGUAGUAUAAGAAAAAAUAUUUGUAUUUAAAAAUCGCGAUGUAAAAAAUAAAUUAUAUACUAUGUACUAAGUUUUAAAUAAAAAGUAAAAAUGUUUUAUACUUAAUUAUUAUUGUGAUUCUUAUUUUGAUUUUAUUUAUAAUCGUCUUUUUUGUUUUUACAUUUAAUAAAUCGUAGUGAUUAUAAAAAUUGUAUUUUCACUCGUUUGCGUUUGAGUCUCAUAAGAUUUCCUUCGUGAAAGAUUUUGAAUAAUUUUUAUGUAUACAUUCGUACAUUACAUUGUAUUUAACACAAUUUUAUUUCUUAAAAUAUGCAAUAUACUGAUAAAAAUGUAAAUAAAAAAACAAUAAUAAUGAUAUUAUUAAUAUUAAUAUUAUUAUUUUUAUUAUUAUCAUAAAUAUAUAAUGUAACGAUUAAGUAUCUAUCAUUUAAUGAUGGGAUUGUGUUACCAAUCUAAAUUAAAAUGCCAUCUUGUGUAAAGAUGAAGUUAGUAUGCAUAAAACUUUAAUGUAGGCCCUUAUCAGAAAAUGUUAGUUAGAAUUGACUCUAGUAUUGUUACCUUAUGGUGUUUAAUUGUUUUAAAAAAAUUACACACACACACACACAUAUAUAUAUAUAUAUAUAUAUUUGUUUUUUUCUUGUUAAAUUUUAACUAAUAUUUAACUUCUGUAGUUGAUCAAAUUUAUAUAUUAUUUGUUACGUAAUUAUUUCUAGUCUAACCAAAAGACUGUUAUUUUUUAUUUAUAAAUAUAAUAUAUUGUGACCUACCUCUUGUCAUUAUGUUACUGGUGUAUUUUGUACUUGUUUUUACUUUUUUUUACGGUAUGUCUUAAAAGUAGCAUUUAUUGUGCCAAUUGAUUUUACAAAUUAAGUUUUUUGAAUUGUAAACAAAAUCAAAUUGUACGGUUUUACCAAUGACGUAUAUUGCAAAGUGAAGCAUAAUUAAAAAAUAUAUGCAUACGAAAAAGAGAGGAGCACUGGUACAAAUAGUAUCAACACAAUAGUAGAUUUAAUGAUUUAAUAGAUUAUCAUUUUAAUGGUAAUAAAUAUUUAGAUUAAAAAUUGUUAAAUAAACACAACAGGGUAUCAAAUAUUUUUUCUUCAUUCACAAUUUUUUACAUACUAUGAUGUACAAUACAACACUAAAAUAAUUAAAAACAAAGCAUGACACUAUAAAGGUGUAAAAUAUAUAAUAUAUUUUAUCAUGAAAUCGUUAACUUAGACAAAAUUAAAUCGUAAAGUAAAAAAAAGUUAAAGCUAUAGUUCAAAUUUUAAAUAUUUCUGUAUUGAUCUUUUUUGAUAAAUUUCACCGUUCUGUAUCUUAUGCGCAAUAAAUUGUCAUUGGAAAACUUUCAUUAUUAUUUGUAUUUUUUCAAAAAAAAAAGUUUCUGAUAUUCAAACACCUCGAUAUUAGAUAGAUUAAGCACAACAACAUAAUAAUAAUGAUAUUAAUGUUAGUAGUAAUAAUAAUAAUAUUAAUAUUAAUAAUAAUAAUAAUGGUAAUAUUAAAUAAUAAUUAAUAUUGAUAAUUAUUAUAAUAAUGUAAAUAGUUCGUAUAUUUCUUGAUUCUUAUUGUAGA